GACACGGGCGUGCUGUCGACCUCCGUCGCUGAGGCGCCUGUGCUGUGGCGCGUUUCGCUGACGGAAGCAAAACCGCCGUCUCCACCUGCCGCCAAAAGUCUGGAUAGCGUCAUCCCGUGUGAGCCCGACGUCCGGGCAGCUUCAGCAUCGGUCGCCCCUGUCGUCGUCGCCGACCCCCAUCAUGGCUGCCGACGACCAGCAGUUCCUAGAUGUGCUCUCGGGCAUUCCCGUCCAUCUCCGCAAGUACACCAACGAUGUUGCCGACUUCAUCGAUCACAACGUCGACCGCGCCGCCGAUGUCGUCCGCGAGACGCUCGCCGCGACGAAAUGGAUUCCCGACUCGAUUCGCCCUAGCCCGCCGGCCCGACCGCCCGUCGCCGUCAUCUCCAUGACUCGCCUCGAAAAGGUCCAGGACUGGGUCGCUCGCCACAAGGUCCUGACGGGUGUCGUCAUCGUCGUCUGUGGCACCGUCGUAUUCAAGGGAUAUCAGAAGAGCCGCUGGUUGAGGAAAACGCGGAGGGCGAAGCGUGCCAGGAACGGCGGGCGGACCGAGGUCGUCGUCAUCGCCGGGUCGCCCACCCUGCCGUUGACCAAGUCGCUGUCGCUGGACAUGGAGAGGAGAGGCUUCAUCGUCUACGUUGUUUGCAACGCAUCGGAAGAUGAGGGCCUCGUCCACGCCUACUCUCGGCCAGAUGUGCGUCCGCUUGCCAUCGACACGACGGACCCACCAAGCGCCGGAGCCGCCAUGGAGCGCUUCGCCGGCUACCUGCAGUCGCCACAGGCUCCGGGCCCUCACAUGAAGCCGAAUCAGUUGACCCUCAAAUCGGUUAUCCUCAUACCCAGUCUACACUACCAAACCUCGCCCAUCGCCACUAUCCCGCCCUCGAGCUUCGCCGACCUCUUCAACACGCACCUCCUCCAGCCGAUCCUCACGAUCCAGGCCUUUCUCCCGCUGCUCACGUCACGCCUGUGUCCCAUCGGCGAGAAGUGGGUUCCGCCUAGGGUCCUCGUCUUCACACCGUCCAUCAUCUCCUCCAUCAACCCACCGUUUCACGCGCCCGAGGCAACCGUCUGCUCCGCGCUCUCCGCCUUCACCGAGGUGCUCACUGCCGAGCUCCGUCCCCUCGACAUACCCGUGACGCACAUGCAACUAGGCACAUUUGACUUUUCCGGAUUCGUGCCCACGCGGACUGCCAUCUCCGCGUCGGGCACCCCGCAAGAUACGCUCAUCUGGGCAGACGGGGCGCGCCACGUGUACGGGCGCAAUUUCGUUGCUCAAACCAGCUCCGCCAUCUCGGGCGGCCGCAUCCGUGGCCUCAAGGGUAGCUCUCUCCGGCGCCUGCACAAUACCGUCUUUGAUGUGAUUGACGGCUCCAUCACCGCCGACUCGGUCCGUGUGGGCCUUGGCGCCAGUGUCUACGGCUUCGUUGGGCGCUGGGUGCCCCGCGGGCUCGUGUCUUGGAUGAUGGGCAUCCGCCGGGUGGACGAGCUGUCGGCGUGGAAGUCGAGCUCCUAUGAGGGCUCGUCGCGCGAGGAAAGCGAAGACGGCGAAGCGGCGGCGGCUGCUGGCGCGGCUGCUUCGUCGCACGACUUUGUUGCCGUUCCGUCGGAGCGCAACGUGUGGAACUCGGACGUAUCGGGGAGCAGCCUGUGGGUUCCAUCUUCGGCCGAGUCCUCAUAGAUGCCCCCGCACGAUAUACUACAUGCCCAUUGCACUGGACAACCUUUCUCCACGAUUGAUUUAGCCCCCAUGGCUCUCAAAAUCAUCUGUCAGAUGUCGCUUCUGUGUGUCCAGAAUUGAGGGAGGCAUGGGCGCGCAUGCAACAGGUAGCGAAACACAGUCACCCCUCAUCGCGUUGAACGCCUCUCACACACACACACACUCUCUCUCCAAUUUUGGAUGCGAUAAUGACGCAAUGUUCGUGCUAAUACUUGUAUAAUAAAGGCGGCUUCAUGCCAAGGGACUCUAUUAUAGGGAUAGGGGGCCAUGUAGGCGCUGGCACAGCGGUGGCAUGCCGUCGACUUGAACGUGGACUAUAUAUAUAUAUUCAUUCCACACACUUACGUGCCUUGCAGUCACAGUGCCGUCGCGUGACGAUGG
This is a messenger RNA of Purpureocillium takamizusanense, 2101 nucleotides long. RefSeq lists its product as uncharacterized. Bases 182 to 1681 code for a protein of 499 amino acids. The record is from RefSeq and is a predicted model, not a curated record. Lineage: Eukaryota; Fungi; Ascomycota; Sordariomycetes; Hypocreales; Ophiocordycipitaceae. The transcript has 3 exons.